UUGAUUCCUUAUAGGUGUGAUUAAUUAUUUUUAUGAAUUACUGUACAUAUGUGGUGCAGACAGGUCUAUUUUUUUCAACUCUUAAUCACGCUCUGUAUUAGGUCAGCUGGGUCGAAUAUAACCAGAGCUGUUUAGAACAUUUUCACUAUAGCAUUUGGUCACUAUAUAAGCACUAUCUCUUUUGAUAAAAGUGGCAUGAAGAGGAAUAUUUUCGUAGCAUUAGCUUUCUAAAACAUUCAUAAAAAGACUUUAUUUUUCUGCUGUUUGAAAAAUUAGCAGAGGAAGCUAAAUUAUUUAACGCAAGGCUAUCGCUUUCCUCUUGGUCAGUUGGCAGGGUAACUAUAGCAGAAUUUCAUUUAUUAUUAACCAACUCGGUAGCAACACGGACGCCUCUUCCCACAGAGUCCCUGGGCUGCCGAACGCGUGGGUUCAUGGCCACGCGAAAGAAAUCAAAUGAAGGCUGUCAUGUUGUGUAACCCAACAAAACUUCACUGAGACACAAUGUAGAACGGGGAUCAUGUAAAAGUGUUGCUUUUUUUCCAAUGGAGGGAGCAAAUACGAGAGCUGGGGACGAGAAACCUGCGAAAAAAGUGAGGUUUCGGGUGUCGUCAGCAAACAGCGGUCGGAUCUUAAAGGAGGUGUUCAAAGACGAGGGACCUUCAGACUCUCUGGACUCUGACGGCAACAGCAGCUCAGAGGCAGAGCGGGACAGCACACCCCCGGCCAACGAUGCCAGCGGACACCUCAACGGCCUGCUGGGCCCGGAACCGGACGACAGUGGGAGCGAACUUGACGACCUGCUCAUGUAUGCCGGGGCCUGCCGGGACAGACCCUUCGGCACCAGGCGGGUCAACAUCCUCAGCAAAAACGGGACUGUGCGCGGCGUGAAGCACAAAGUGAGCGCUGGGCAGGCGCUCUUCAGCAACCUCAGCAGUGUCUAUGGGCCAACAGUGAGGCUCGAGUUUGGGCGGAUUGUGAUCUACACCACCAGUUUCCGUGUGGUGCGAACCACGUUCGAGCGCUGCGAGCUGGUGCGCAAGAUCUUCCAGAACCACAGAGUCAAGUUCCUGGAGAGAAACGUGGCCUUGAACAGUAACUUCGGCAAGGAACUGGAGGAGAGGUGCCGGCGAGUGGGAGAAUUACCCUCUCUGCCGGUGGUCUUCAUCGAUGGACACUACCUUGGGGGAGCUGAAAAAAUUCUGGGUAUGAAUGAAUCAGGAGAGCUCCAGGAUCUUCUCACCAAAAUCGAGAAGGUGCAGCACCCGCAUACUUGCUCCACCUGUGGGGACUUUGCCUUCAUCCCGUGCCCCGUGUGCCAUGGCAGCAAGAUGUCUCUAUUCCGGAACUGCUUCACAGAUUCAUUCAAGGCCCUCAAGUGCACUGCCUGCAAUGAGAACGGCCUGCAGUCUUGCCCCAGAUGCUCCUCUUAGGGCUGCAGCCACAAGCAUUCCACAUACACAAACUCUUUGUCUCCCCCUAGAGGACUGACAUGGGACUGACAACAUCCAUCCAUGUUCCUAAUGCUUAGCCUAAGCAGGGUCAUGUGGGUGGGCCUGGAACCUAUCCCACGAAGUGCAGGGCAAACAUGUGAAUGUCAAUAAAAGCUUUGGUUUCUUAGAUGACUGUAAGAUCCUACAGUUGACGAUUUAAAAAAAAAAAAAAAAAAACAUUACUUCAAGAGAUGCUCCAUCUAGGUUGUUUUGUCGGAAAUUGCUUAAUCUCUGAGAUUUUGGCCUUAGAGCUGAUGGGUUACUCUCAAACAUAAUGGGAAUGAAUGACAUUCUUUCAAUGUUUACUAAAGUGCCAGAAAAGUACAUUUCAAAGAUUCAAUAGCAAUGUCUUACCAGAAAUCAUGACCCAGUUAUUGAAUAUAAUCCACAAACUUGAUAGUGAGCAGUUUAACGUAUGAACUAUUCUUUGCAGAAUAUUUCCAAACACCAAUGGUAUCACUGGGCAAAAGAUAUCGCCAGGGUGUCCGCUUGUAUCUUCUGUGCAGUGACACGAUUGGUGUGUGGGGUGAGGGGUGGGGACAUGCAAGAUCCAUACAGACAGCACAGUCAACAGUGAGCCACCAUGCUGUCCGUCAUUUUGCAACAUCUGGAAAAUUAGGAACUGUAGUAAUCAGGUUAAUCGUCAACGCAACAAAUUAUACAUUAAAUAAAUCCAUCAAAACCGAGAAAACACUGAGAAACAACACAGUCCACUGAAUAAUCCAGGGGCUUGUAUCAAGAAGCCAGAUUUCUUGCUUAGCUGGAUGAUCAGUCAGAUUUAAGGUACCCCAGUCUAAAUGGACUUUGUUCACUUACAUUUAGCCCAGACUACCUUAAAUCUGACAAAUUAUCCGGUUAAGGAAUCCUGCUUCGUGAUACAGGCCGCAGGCUAUGCAUGUUGGUAGAUGUCAGGCAUUAUUAACCAGCUGUAAUUGGUUUUAAUAUAUUUCCAUGCAAAAUAAACCCCAAACCUUGGAUACCAUGUACUAU
Molecule: messenger RNA, 2480 nt
Organism: Brienomyrus brachyistius
Lineage: Eukaryota; Metazoa; Chordata; Actinopteri; Osteoglossiformes; Mormyridae
Gene: grxcr1b
Product: glutaredoxin and cysteine rich domain containing 1 b
Exons: 4
Coding region: 543-1430 (295 amino acids)
Biological process (GO): sensory perception of sound
Source: RefSeq, a predicted model, not a curated record